Molecule: messenger RNA, 456 nt
Organism: Chironomus riparius
Lineage: Eukaryota; Metazoa; Arthropoda; Insecta; Diptera; Chironomidae
Source: the annotation of a GenBank genome assembly
AUGAGUCAACGCAUAGUUGCAUUAAUUUUUUUUUGUACAGCCACUUUUGUCUUUGCUAAUAAUGUUCGAAUAACAAGGAAGUCUUCAAAUGAAAACUUUAAUUCUACAGACAUCAUGAAGCAAUGCAACGAGACAUAUCCUAUUAAAACUGAAUAUCUUCAAGAUCUCAAUGAUACCGGUUCAUUCAGCGAUGAAUCCGAAAAAGUACCAAUGUGCUAUAUCCACUGCUAUCUAAACAAAAUGGGAGUUAUCAGUCAAGAUAAUCAAGUAAAUAAAGAAAAGGCUGUCAAUAUGUAUCAAAUCGAGGACGAAGAAAUGGUUGAUGAUUGUGAUAAGGAGAUGGUGUCAGCCUCGAUAUCAGAUCCGUGUGGUAAGGCAUAUUACUUCAUCCGCUGUAUAAUGACAAGAAUGAUGAUCGACAACAAGGAUCAUGGUGAUGAGGAAGUGAAAAAAUAA